CCUGAUAGAUUAAAGAAAAUACUCAUUGAGCAGCGAAAUAUGGCUCGGAUACAGCUUCUGGUCCUCUUUCUCUGCUCCGUUUCCUUCCCUUCCAGGCUCUUCGUCGCUGCCGUAAGGCGAACCCCGGCAAACAGCAUCACCGUCCAAGGCGUCGUCUACUGCAAGAUGUGCCAGCUCCCCGGCUAUGUCAAGUCCCUCGACGCCUCGCCUCUCCCUGGUGCGGUCGCUCAGCUGCGAUGCAACAACGGUGGUCGCAAGAAUGCGGCUUUGUUGAUAGCGGCUACGACCGAUGUGAGAGGGUACUUUAAGAUUCAAACGACAAAGGUGACAAGCGCAAUGGCGCGCAAUUGUCGGCUUUUCCUCGUGUCCUCGCCGUUUCAAGGGUGCAGCAUUCCGGUUUACGCGGAUGGCGAAGGGGCUGCCACGGGCUUCCCGCUCAAGUUUGAGACAAACGCCGCAGCAGGCGGAGCUGCCGCGAAAGCGAUCUUUGCCGCCGGGUUCUUCGAGUUCGCUCCGGUCGACAUUGCUUCGUGCCCCCACCACCCUUGAUCGCUGAAGCACUGCUGCACUGGCCCGGAGCCGUGACAGAGUGAAUAAGCUGAGUCGAGUUUGCUUGUCUCCGUACGUAGUUUGAGCUCCUGCAGAUAAAUAGCUUUAAUUGUAGUAAUAAUAUGGUUUUGGUUAUUGGUGAGAGGACAAUGACAGUGUAAUUCAAUCACCGUCCCUUUAAUGCACUACUAUCUAGCUUAUUACCUUGGAAGCAA
Ananas comosus (pineapple) is the source of this 764-nucleotide messenger RNA. Its product is annotated as pistil-specific extensin-like protein. The transcript has 2 exons. The record is from RefSeq and is a predicted model, not a curated record. The coding region runs from base 40 to 549 and encodes 169 amino acids. Lineage: Eukaryota; Viridiplantae; Streptophyta; Magnoliopsida; Poales; Bromeliaceae.